CUGCUGCUGCUCCUGCUCCUGCUUGCCGAGCUCACACAUAGAUACACAGGUCGUGAAGUCCACACACACGAGGCGCUUCAAUCAUCAGUGAUCGUCAGAUACCUUUCGUAUUGCAGUGGGUGGGCACGAGGUUUUGCACUGGAAGGAAAGGGAAAGCAAGAGACAGCGGGCACACCCGAACGCCAACCUACGGAGUGGUCCUAGUAGGGAGGAACGAAGAAUGACUGCUGGAGAUGCCGAAGCCAUUGAGCAUGCUCUUCUGGACGCACUAAGUGCUGGAGAGAAUGCAGAGAUAGCAGACACGUGGGGGUUCGCGGAGGCUAUGGGGUGUCCCCACACAGAAACGGUCGGGGUUUUGAUUUCGCUGGAGGCCGAGGAGAUGCUCAAGUCGAAGAAGCUGGAGACCACGUACUUCGUCGUCAGCGCGGAGGGGCAACGGGUGAUCGAAGAAGGCUCGCCUGAGAUGAGGGUGCUGGAGUGCGUUCCCGUGGGUAGCGACGGCAUCAGCAAGGCUGGCCUGGAGGCGGCCUUGGGGGCCGACGUUGUCAAGAUCGGGCUAGGACAGUGCAUGAAGAACAAGUGGGUGGCCAAAGGGGAAGGGGGCGUGCUCGUUCGCGGAGCCAACGGCGGCGAUGGAGCGGUGGAGGAUGCCGCCAAGGAGUUGCUCAAGAAGGUUGAAGGCGGGGAGACCCUGGGGGACCAGCAGGCGAAGGACCUGAAGCGGAGAAAACUCGUGACGCAGGUUACGCGUAAGUCGUUCAAGGUGACAAGAGGGGGCUCGUACGCGGUGCGAAGGGUCAAGCGCCAGGCCGAGCUGACGAAGGAGAUGCUGGCGAGCGGCAGCUGGAAGGACGCCGCCUUCAAGGAGUACAAUUUCAAGACCCUGGGCGCGCCGUGCGGCGGCGGCAACCUGCACCCUCUCCUCAAGGUGCGAACCGAGUUCCGCAAGAUCCUGAUGUUCAUGGGUUUCGAGGAGAUGCCGACCAACCGCUGGGUGGAGAGCAGCUUCUGGAACUUCGAUAGCCUCUUCCAGCCCCAGUCCCACCCUGCACGGGACGCCCACGACACGUUCUUCAUCAAGGACCCGGCCUCAGCGCUGUCGUUCCCCGAGAACUACCUGGAGGUGGUGAAGGACACGCAUGAGACCGGGGGCAGCACCGGGUCGGUGGGCUACGGGUGCGAGUGGAAGCGAGAAGAAGCUUCAAAGAACCUUCUGCGCACGCACACCACGGCCGUCUCCAGCCAGAUGCUGCACCGUAUCGCGAACCAGGAGGGCGGCUUCACUCCGAAGCGGUACUUCUCGAUCGACAGGGUCUUCCGGAACGAGACCAUGGACGCGACACAUCUGUGCGAGUUCCACCAGGUGGAGGGCAUGAUCGCCGACCGCAACCUCUGCCUCGGAGACCUCAUCGGCGUCAUCAAGACCUUCUUCCACAAGAUCGGCAUCACACAGAUCCGUUUCAAGCCCGCGUACAAUCCGUACACGGAGCCGUCGAUGGAAAUCUUCGGGUAUCACCCGGACCUCAAGAAGUGGACGGAGAUCGGCAACAGUGGCAUGUUCCGCCCGGAGAUGCUCCUUCCCAUGGGCCUUCCCAAGGAUGUGCGAGUGAUCGCCUGGGGUCUGAGCCUGGAGCGGCCGACGAUGAUCAAGUAUGGCAUCACCAACAUCCGAGAGCUGUUCGGGCACAAAGCAGACCUCAACCGCACCAAGACCGCGCCCGUGUGCCGUUUCGACUGAGCAUGACCGUUUCACGGCUUGAAAGGACGUUUUUGGUGCAUUCCGAAAGAGGUCGAGGGUGUACUUGGUUGGGUGGAACGGACCUCUGUGCAUGUCAAGAGCUGUCCCGCGUGUUGUACGUGGGAGAGUCAGGGUCGAGCGGCCUUCCAGGGUCACGCGGUACACACGACCCGCUGUAAAACUCAACCGUGGCGCGUGCCGUUCGGGCGCCAUAUCGCGGUUUAAUCUUGGUGGCGAAUGCUCGCUUACAGCGUUGUGGCCCUCAGUUUCAGCGUUGUAGCCCUCAGUUUCUGAACGAACGCCGAUCUCAGCGGUGGGAGGCGGUAUGUACGGACGGUGUUGGGUCUCGCUCUCUCCCUUGCGUCCGAGCGUUGCACCCGCUCGAGGCAGCUUUGGCCGUGCACGUCAAGAAGAAAUGGACGGGGAGCCCGGCGGCUAGAGUUGAGCGUAGCAGACAGGUUCGCCGGAGAAGUAAGGGACACUUACCGGUUAGUUGGAAAUUCAAGCACACGCUGGAGAGAGGAGAGUCGAGUGCCCCUAGGGCGUGUUGUUUGUUCAUGUUAGCGUGUCUCCGAAUUUUUACAACGUACGCCAAGUUUUGGGGGUAAGACCGAUGUUCU
Messenger RNA from Ectocarpus siliculosus, 2358 nucleotides. The record is from the annotation of a GenBank genome assembly. Lineage: Eukaryota; Phaeophyceae; Ectocarpales; Ectocarpaceae.